UACAGGUGAGUCCUGCUUUUGCUAAGUCAUCCUGAGAACUCAAAGGCCCAUUGUGAGAUCUUCUGUCCUUCCUAGGUCCUCCUUCCUCCCCACUCCCUUGAGAGACCUGUAAGUGGGUGCACAGCACUCUGCAAGACUCACUCUGCGCUUCACCAUGGCCUACAUCGCCAAGUCUUUCUAUGACCUUAGUGCCAUCAGCCUGGAUGGCGAGAAGGUGGAUUUCAACACCUUCCGAGGCAGGGCAGUGCUCAUUGAAAACGUGGCCUCUCUCUGAGGCACUACCACCCGGGACUUCACCCAACUCAACGAGCUGCAAUGCCGAUUUCCCAGGCGCCUGGUGGUUCUUGGUUUCCCUUGCAACCAAUUUGGACAUCAGGAGAAUUGUCAGAAUGAGGAGAUCCUGAACAGUCUCAAGUACGUCCGCCCGGGGGGUGGAUACCAGCCCACCUUUACUCUUGUCCAAAAGUGUGAGGUGAAUGGGCAGAAUGAGCAUCCCGUCUUCGCCUACCUGAAGGACAAGCUGCCCUACCCGUAUGAUGACCCUUUUUCCCUCAUGACCGAUCCCAAGUUCAUCAUUUGGAGUCCAGUGCGCCGCUCAGAUGUGUCCUGGAACUUUGAAAAGUUCCUCAUAGGGCCGGAGGGGGAGCCCUUCCGACGCUACAGCCGCAUCUUCCCCACCAUCAACAUCGAGCCAGACAUCAAGCGCCUCCUCAAAGUUGCCAUAUAGAUGGGAGCUGCUCCGCACACGAUCUCCUGCUCUAUCCAGUCCCUGAGUUUUCUUCCCCAGGAUGCAGCGUCCCCUUGGGAGCCACUGCUGGACCGAAGCCUUCCCUCCAUGUCACCCCUUCAUUGAAGAGCCCUGCCUCUCCCAUCUGCCUCUUUCCUUUUCCUCUCUUAACCCUCUGGAGACCAACUUGGGGCUCUAAGACUGGGCAGGCUUUGGGCCUUCACAGAAUGAUGGCACCUUCCUAAAUCCUUAUGGGUGGUGUCUGAGAAGUGUGAAGGGCCCAUGGCCAGCCUGCCGGAUGAGUCCAAUAAAGGGCUGAUGUAGAAAUG
Marmota flaviventris (yellow-bellied marmot) is the source of this 1056-nucleotide messenger RNA. RefSeq names its product glutathione peroxidase 2 (gene Gpx2). Lineage: Eukaryota; Metazoa; Chordata; Mammalia; Rodentia; Sciuridae. Gene Ontology annotation, biological process: response to oxidative stress. The record is from RefSeq and is a predicted model, not a curated record. Gene Ontology annotation, molecular function: glutathione peroxidase activity.